AUGCAGGCCACGAUCCCCUCUCUGCCUCCCUUCCUCUAUCGCGGGACCUCGCUGCUCGGGUUCCUCGCAAUGCUCAUUUCUUUCUUCGCUCUCAUUGGUGUGUCAGGUGUCACACCCGUUCACGCAUGGGUCGUUCCCAACCGCGAGAUUGAGGCAGGCGACCCGGUUUUGGAGGAUCUUGGGAUCAUCAGCCAGCAGUCCUUCCUGUGGACAGUAGAUCUGCCCAUUGGAACUGUCAUUAGUUUCACGUAUGUUCAAACUGUAUUCACCAAGACUCCCGUCCAGCCCUACUACCACCAUCUCCACCUCUACGGCCGGUUCCACUUCUACAAAUGCUUCUACCUCUACGACAACCUCCACCUCCACAUCCACUCUUUCCUCUUCAACGGAACCCACCACAAGCUCACCCUCCGACACGACAUUCAUUUCAAACGCUGA
This is a messenger RNA of Epithele typhae, 438 nucleotides long. RefSeq lists its product as uncharacterized. Bases 1 to 438 code for a protein of 145 amino acids. The transcript has 5 exons. The record is from RefSeq and is a predicted model, not a curated record. NCBI's taxonomy places the organism in Eukaryota, Fungi, Basidiomycota, Agaricomycetes, Polyporales, Epitheliaceae.